AUGCUUUACCUCGUUAAGUUGAGAGUGCUAAUUCCCCAAGCUGGAGUCUCCGUGCAAGUUACUGUCUGCUUUGGUUCCUCUCUUCUGGCCUUUGAAACGUUGAUCUUAGCCUAUUUUGCAUCCCUCCCGCUGGCCAAGACCAGCCAGGGCCCUUUCUCCAGGCUGGAGAACGUGGGUGCCUUCAAAAAGGUCUCUCUCGAGCCAGCCCAGGCCACGAGUAGACUUCCAGCUUGAAGCACCUUCUGUCUCAGCUCGGCCAGCCAGCCCAGACAGCAUCCACUUCUGUACCAGCGGCUUUUCACCCAGGGUUGCCCACACGGGUCUGCCCAGCUCCCUACCUGGCUCACGGGAUGCACCCCGCAGCAGGAGGACCUGCUUCCCAAAGCCCCGAGCCAUUCUAGUUUUGUUUUUGAAAGUGCCAAGAAUUGUACCUUUCCUCGUCCUCCUCCUCCUCCUCCUCCUCCUCCAAGGCUGGCAGCAUCAUGUACUUUACCUGUGUAGUUGAAGCCUGAGCAAGAAGGUGUAGUGUGUGUCGUAGAAAAGGUGUCGGAUGGGCAGACUGUGUUCAAACUUACGAUCUCUGCGUAAGAGGCCAUGUUUUAUUACCAUACAGUAAAUGGUUUGCAGCCUCCAAUAAAAGUAAUGACACUGGGGAGAAUUCUUGUGAAGAAAUGGAUUCAUCUCCAUGUGCAGGUCCAUCAGGCAAAAAUCAGUUUCUUCAUCAGUGGUUUGGAGAAGGACAAUAGAGAUUUUGAUGCAAGAACUCAACUCUUAAGUGGUCCAAUUACAGAGUUUGCCUCUGGUACUAUGCAAAUUGAACGGGAUUUUAAUAAUGAUGAUGAUCGUGAUAAAAAUGUCACUUGGUUCCAAAUACUGCACUAUGUUUAUAUCGCCUGUACUAAGGCUGGGUCAGAACUUGAAGGCAUCGUGUUGAGUGAGGUUCAGAAUGGUUUGUUGGAAGGAUGCAAGAUUUCUGAUGGUACUGAGGAGCACAAACAGUUGAAAAGGAUCAAUGAGCUCUUAAAGGAAGCUGCCGUUCCAUCAAUAAGUAGCUGUCCAGUGCGGGUAGAGGAGAAGUCUUCAUCUUCACCUGUGCAGCAAGACUGGCUUCCAGCUGAGGAACCACCUGCACUAUCUGGAAAGGUGACCCUGGAAGAAGGCCUAGAAGUACGGCUGAAUGUGGACACCCUUCCUCUGAGUUUUUUGAAUGGCAAUGAUGUUGGCACAUCCUGGGUUUUUCGUGUGUUUGUGAACAUCACGCAGCUUAACCAAGGAGUGAUCAUCUCCAUCGACUUGGAAAGUGGACGGUAUCAGGUGAUUUCUCCAGUCCCAGCCAACAGCAAUAAGGACUCAAAGGACUCAAAGGAGGAAGGAAGACAGUUGACACUGGGAGGACUGGCAGUAUUUUGGGAAUGGAAAAUCCAGGCUUGGUCAAAUGUCUUCAGUUUGUCAAGAUACAAUACCUUCUCCCAUACUCCAUUUCUUCAAGAGUUUGCCAACGCCACACAAAUCAGGCUGCAUUUCCACAGACAGUACCACACCAUGGCCACCGUCAGUCACAGACACCAAUACUAUGCUGUCAGUGAGGUCAACUUUACUGGGAGGAGCUGUGAGCUGUGUAAAGGAUUCCUUUUUCCCAGGAGUUGGGCAGAUCCUGCCUUGGGACUGGAUGUGUGCAGACCCUGCAGCUGAUCAGGUGGUGCUAGAAAUAGCGGCGCUCUCUGCCGUCAGAUUGGAGGCCAGUGUGAUUGUAAGAGGCAUGUGUCUGGCAGAUGGUGUAAUCAGUGUCGGGAUGGAUUCUACUUCCUCUGCAAGUCGGAUCCUGAAGGCUGCUUGCCCUGUGACGGUAACCCCUCUGGGACAGUGGAUGGAGACAUUAUUACCUGUCACCAAAUUUUAGACCACUGCCACUGCAAAGCCAACGUCAUCGGGCUUAGAUGUGACCACUGCAAUUUGGGAUUUAGAUUUCUCCAGAGUUCCAUCAAGGAUGGGUGUGACCUCCAUGGCUCCAUGACCAGAUUCUGCAACCCUGUUUUGGGGCAGUGCCAAUGCAAAGCAGAAGCCUGAGGACUUCACUGUGACACCUGCCGAGAGUAUUUUUAUGGACUCAGUGUCACUGUGUGUCAGACCUGUGACUGUCAUCCUGCUCUCUCUCUCCCUGGAAGCAUGUAUGGCCCUAAGAAGACGUGCGCCCGCAAGCCUCAUGUCAGAAGGAGACAGUGCCAUGGAUGUUUGGAUGGCUGCUUCCAGCUCCUGCAAAGCCACUCGAUCUUCUGCGCACCAUGUAACUGUGAGAGUCCAGCACUCUGUGGCUCUCUGUCACAAGACAAGUCAACAGGACAGCAUCCUUGCAUAGGAGUCAUGGGUCUGCACUGUGGCCAGCAUGAGCCUCGAAGCUACAAUGUGACCGGUGGCAGUUUGCAGUGCCAGGAAGGCAAGACUGACUCUUCAGGGUCAUCACCUGGGACCAUUUGCGACCCAGACCCAGGCCGUGGCCAGUGUCUGUGCUGGCCCAGUUGCCGGGGAAGGAGGCACAGCCAGUACCACCAGCCAGAAAAAUCUCACUUGAAUGAUAAUAUCAGCGAUGAUGAUGAUGGUGGUGGCGAUGAUGACUGCUUUUGCCAAGACGUGUCCAUCACUGGGCAGAGUUGUGACCGCGGUGAAGACCUUCACUUUGGAGUUGGCCCUCAGGCUUGAAGACGUCAGCCUUGCAAUUGUCAUUGCUCAGGAGCCUUGAAUGAAACCUGUCACUUGGUCAUGGGCCAGUGUUUCUGUAAAGGAUUUGUCACUGGCUCCAAGUGUGACACCUGUGUUCCCAGUACCGGCCACUUGGAUGACAACAACCCCUUCAGCUGCAGCGAAAUGCCAAUCCACAAACCUCCACCCAGAGGACAAGUUCAAAGUUCUUCUACUAUCUAUCUCUCCUGGAGUCCGCUGGACUCUCCAAAUGGCCACUGGCUUACUUAUCAUUUAUUCAGGGAUGGUUUGGAAAUCUACCCAACUCAAGACCAGUACCCUUACAAUAUCCAGUCCUUCUCAGACACUGCUCUGUUUCCAUAUACCUUGUAUCCCUAUUACGAGGUCACCGAUGUGCAUGGUUCAGUGAAAGUCCCAGUCACCUACAGGACUACACCAGGAGUCCCAGAGGGAAGCCUGAACUCAAGUCACGCUGCUGUUGGCUUAGACUCUGUAACACUCACCUGGACUGCACCCUCAAAUCCUUCAGGCUCUGCUGAGUAUAUUUUGUCCUGUGCUUCUCUAGAUGGGACUCACUCCUGCACCCUCUCUCUACGAAGGUCAAGAAAGCUCAACUGCCAUCUGCUUCUGUCCGCCAAGUACUGCUUCUCUGCGCAGGCCUGCACUAGCGGGGUCUGUCUCUCAGUACCCCCAAACUAGACCAUGGCUCAGAUAGGUCCUUAAGGACAGGAUGUCCACAAGGUGUGGAAGAUCAUCCCUACAGAGUUUCAUGUAGAGUGGGCUCCCCCAGCGGAGCCUAACGGGAUAAUUAUAAGAUAUGAACUGUGCAUGAAAAGUGGAGAAACCCCAGCAGCAGAACGUCAAGUAUUUCUGAGUGGUGGUUGGCUCAAACCUCAUCCUUUUGCAGAAUUAGACAAUGGAGAUGCAUUGAAGCCUGGCUGACAGCCAUAUGCUAAAUACACUUUUGGAGUCAUAGCAGAGAACAUGGUGGGCAGUGUGUCUUCUACUUGGACUUCAGGAAGAACAAGAGAAUCAGGGCCAACACUCAUGUUUUGGUUCUGUUCCUAUUACCAGCGCCUGUGUCCAUGCCUGCCCUUUGGUCUCUCCUCUGUCCCACACUCUCUCAGUAUUUCCUGGGAGACACCAGCAGACAGUGGUGCCAGAGGCACGGUUGUGGGGUCCAACAUCAACAUGAGUUCUGAACAGCCUCCUCCCGCAGUACUUUUGCAGAGGUUGGCAAUAAUUCCCUUGGUCUGGAUUCAUGGGAAGCUGACUGCCAAGCCUGUACUUCUCACGCUGCCCAUCUCUUUUCUGGCUUUGGUCACCUUGAAGGUGCCGUACACUGCAAAUCCCCAAGAACUGUCCUGUGUCGUGGGACUAAGACCCAACAGGACAAAUAACUUCAUCAUUUCUCUCUGCAGCUCAGUUGGCUGUGUGACCAGCUCACCAGGAGCAGGACAGACAUUAGCAGCAGGGGAGAGAGUCUGAAAAGACGUGAAAAUAUGUCAUGUACUUGUAAACAAGCGCCUACAAAAACUCAACACCUUCUGUACGCUGGUCUAAUACUUGUCUUUUCUGCCCUCGCCCACUGUCUCAGUCAUCUUGAGUUUCACCUCAUAUUCCAUCAUUAAAAAAAAAAAAAAAAAAAGCUUAAG
Messenger RNA from Erinaceus europaeus (western European hedgehog), 4352 nucleotides. RefSeq names its product usherin (gene USH2A). The record is from RefSeq and is a predicted model, not a curated record. Gene Ontology annotation, molecular function: protein binding. Lineage: Eukaryota; Metazoa; Chordata; Mammalia; Eulipotyphla; Erinaceidae.